GCUCGAUCAAUCUGUAAGAGUAAGAGUACCCUCUUGUGAUCGAGUUUGUUUGUUCUUUUACGGAUUUUCCGGCGAGAAACAAUGUUUCGGACAUUGGGUUUUGGCAUAAGUACAAGCAUCCUUCUUAUACCAGCCCUUUUCCUCGAUAGACAACGGUGCACCGUCUCUGCAGCUGAGAAAAACGCAAAACCUAACAUAGCAAUCAUUGGAGCAGGCAUUGGUGGUUCGAGUGCCGCGCAUUUCAUUCGACAACUCUUUGGACCCGAGGCAACAAUUGAUGUUUACGAGGCAUCAGAUAGGAUAGGGGGACGUUUGAGUACCGUGGAAAUUGCUGGGAAAAGGUUUGAAUCAGGAGGAUCGAUAAUACAUAAGAGUAACAAAUACAUGGCAGAUUUCGUCGAGUAUCUCGGGUUAAAAAAACUGAAAAGCAGUGAACCUAACAGUCUUCUUGGAAUUUAUAAUGGGGAAGAAUUUGUCUUUUAUGGUAGCAGAUGGAAACUUGUGAAUUUCAUAAAGCUUGUUUGGCGGUAUGGCUUGUUUGACUUGUACACCAUGAACAAUUUCAUCACAGAAAUGUUAACAAACUUUUCAAAUAUUUAUGAUCUACAAGAAAAGGAACAGGCAUUCAAUACUGUGCCAGAAAUGUUGCGAGCUCUAGGUGGAGAGAAGUUCUAUGAGUACACACAGCAAACAACACGACAAGCUUUGGAGAAUAUUGGUCUUAAUCAAUUGUUAAUAGAUGAGUUAGUGACAGUUGUCAUGAGGAUCAAUUAUGGUCAAGAUGUGACUCUAAAUGGGUUUGCAGGAGCAGUGUCCUUAGCAGGAUCACAGGGUGGUCUUUGGUCUGUUGAAGGAGGGAACUGGAAGGUUUGCGAUGGAUUACUUUCCAGCUCAAAUGCUACUGUGUACAAAAACACCAAGAUAUCAGAGAUUGUGAAAAGAAGUCAAGGAAGUUCUGUAUGCCCUGUGUACACCUUAAAAAGUGACAGCCAAAUUCCAGAUCAGCAUUAUGAUGUUGUCAUUGUUGCAGCACCCUUAGAGAUUGCAGAUUACUAUUUUGAUUGCAAAGACUGCAACAACUGGCCUACUCCAAAAGACCUAGGAGAAUUUUGGCGCACAAUUGCUACUUUUAUACAUGGUCAAGUCAACAUGACUCAUUUUGGAUUUUCAACUGAGGAUGAUAUUCCAGAAGUGAUAGGCACAACAGAAACACCCACAAACUUUUUUAACUCUAUUGGCAAGCAGGAGCCUGUUGAAAACAGGACAGAAAUUGAUCCAAAGGAAUUGCCCAUUAACAAAAUUUUUUCACGCUCUAAUCUGACUGCAUUGCAACUUAAUAAACUGUUUAGCAGAGUAGAUGAGAUGAAGGUAGUAUCAUGGCUGGCAUAUCCACACUUUACCCCUCCUGAAAAGUUUUGGUCAUUUGUUUUGGAUGAUGGAGUGUUCUUUGUCAAUGCAAUUGAAUAUUCUGCAAGUGCAAUGGAGAUGUCAGCAGUUAGUGCUAAAAAUGCAGCUUUAUUAGCACAUCAUUACUACUCUGGCAAGCUAUCAGAUGCACACAUCAAUGACAAGCCCUCAAAUCUCAGGAGUGAGCUGUGAGAUUAGAUAAAGUAACAUUUACGUGUUUACUAAACUGUUUAAGCUUAUUUUCGAAUGACAUCACAGUAGCCUUAUUGGUCACUUAAACAAUGGUAUGGCUCCUGUGUUGGUAUAACAAGUCAGACCUUUGUGAUUUUUGAAUAUAUUUUGUUGUACAUGAAACUUUCUUUCAUUCCAAGAAAUCUCUAUGGCUGUCCACCAUGGGAUUGUAAACACAAAGAUCUACAAUAAAAUGCCCCUAUAAAAAAAUUGUAUACCAAACUCAAACGUCAAAUAUUUUUUCCACUUUAAUGACAACUUUUAACAGCUUUUAUGUUUUGAAAAAUGCUUAACAAUCAAAGAAAAUAUAC
Molecule: messenger RNA, 1949 nt
Organism: Pocillopora verrucosa
Lineage: Eukaryota; Metazoa; Cnidaria; Anthozoa; Scleractinia; Pocilloporidae
Product: prenylcysteine oxidase 1-like
Biological process (GO): prenylated protein catabolic process; prenylcysteine catabolic process
Molecular function (GO): prenylcysteine oxidase activity
Source: RefSeq, a predicted model, not a curated record